Molecule: messenger RNA, 3102 nt
Organism: Thamnophis elegans (Western terrestrial garter snake)
Lineage: Eukaryota; Metazoa; Chordata; Lepidosauria; Squamata; Natricidae
Gene: TMEM178A
Product: transmembrane protein 178A
Biological process (GO): regulation of cytosolic calcium ion concentration; negative regulation of osteoclast differentiation
Cellular component (GO): endoplasmic reticulum membrane
Source: RefSeq, a predicted model, not a curated record
AUGGGCGGCGCGCGAGCGCGGGUGCUCAGCUUGUGCCUCAGCCUCUGCUCGUUGGCAUUGCUCGUCACGGCAAUUUUCACCGACCACUGGUACGAAACUGAUCCCCGGCGCCACCGGGAGAGUUGCGAGGACCGCGCCGGCAGCGCCCACUCCCCCGACCAACGCCGCCGACUCCUGCCGCUGCCGCACCUGCCCCUGCGUGAUGCCAAGCCACGGGUCCCCCGCGGAGGCAGUGCGGAGGCAGUUCCUCCACCGGGAACGGCUGUGCAACUAGAGAACUGGAGAACGCUCCUGGGGCUCCGGUGGCUGCAAUCUCGGUGCGGCCGGCCGCUCUUCGCCACUUACGCGGGUCUCUGGAGGAAAUGCUACUUCUUAGGUGACCAAGAUCUGGAUACCCUACUGGACAGAGGUAUUGCUCAAAGAUGUACAUCAAUCAAGUAUCACUUUGCCACACCAAUAAGACGCUUAUGGAACUUCCCUAUCAAUUUAACAAAGAUUAUCCAGCAGGAUGAAUGGCACUUGUUACGUAAAUCUAAGAAGAUUACAGCAGGUUUUCUUGGCAUGGCAGCAGCUGCUCUUUGUGGGUGCAUUGUAAUUGCAGUUGGUUUCUUUUGGGAGAAAAGCCUCACACAGCAUGUUGCUGGUCUUCUUUUCCUCAUGUCAGGCAUCUUUUGCACUAUUUCUCUCUGUACUUAUGCAACAAGUAUAUCCUUUGACUUAAACCGCCUUCCCAAAAUCAUCUAUGGUCUGCCUGAUGAUGUUGAACAUGGAUACAGCUGGUCUAUAUUCUGUGCAUGGUGUAGUUUAGGACUUAUAGUAGCAGCAGGAUGCCUUUGUACCACUUACCCACUUAUUAGCAGGACAAAAAUUAGCCAUCUAAAAUCUACCAGAGACUCUUCUGUAUGACUUAUUAUGGGGAUCCUUUUUUUGUUUAUAAGGCAACAGGAAGAUACAUAAGGGAGCUUAAUUCAGAAUCCAAGCACAAACAAACCCCGGAUCCCUUUAAAUACUGAACAUUGACUUAGUAGCCAGGAAACACAAAGGACAUCUAUGUUUCCAUGGUGGCUGAUAUACCAAGUUCAGACAGCAAAACUGUUGUGGAACUAAUGGUAAUUUAGCACAAUGUAUAUGCACAUGUCACCAAAUGAAAUGGAACUAUUUCUACUUGAACAAGUAAACUGUGUUGAUGUUUCAUUUGCUAUUUGCUAUCCAGUAUCAUGAGGUUCAGCUUAAUGGCCAUAUAACUUGAAAAUAAAUAAAAUGGCUUUAAAAAGAUAACUUGCUAUACAAGGUUAAAACAACAAAAAGCACUGCCAUAUUAUCCAGUUGGUAAGAAUGUUUCUUUAUUUUAAUUAUAUUUUAUAUUAUUUUUGUCUUGUUAGGUGAUACUUAGUCUUCUCUAUUAUUUUAGUAGUUAUUAGAAUGAUGUAUGGGAGAGGUUUCAAAGAUUUCUUGUGUAAGAAAUGAAUGAAUCAUUUCUUUUAGAAGAAACGAAAGGUUCUAGAGUCGAAUGACUUCCAGAAGGGGGUAGGCCACUUUACGUAGGAAAAUUUAUGCCUAUACUUCCUUGAAACAUUUUCAUGUUUCAUAUACAAUCGAAUGCCAUAUUUACAAAAAUGAAAUGUAUAAAAUGAAUUACAGCAUUUGCAUUAUUGGAAAUAAUGCAUACUGUGGUGUUUCAGUUUUUUUGUCUAAAAAUAAUGGCAUAUCUUCUAUUAAUAAAAUUCUUGAACAAAUUACUUGGAUAUGGCUCUUCUUAUAAACAAUACAGCCACAAAUACAAAGGAUAUUCUUUAUUUUGGUUACACCCGUUUCAAUUUAAUACAUGCAUUCCUGAAUUUCUUAAGGACAAAUCUACCUAUGUGAAGUAGAGCCUACAUCAGCUCUUGCCUACCUUUGCAGCAAUUCCAUGGUACCAAUGCAAAAGAAAAAAAAAAGUACCUUUACAUAUCAAAUUAAUUCUCAGCUAUUUCCAGUACUGUAACGCUAAGAGACAAAGUAUGGGCAUGCCACUAUUGUUUUUUUGUAACUGUCAAUGGCACUGGCCAUCCUUAAAAUGGACAUACCAUAUACUGCCAGCAAAAAUCAUUCUUCAUAACUGACAUUGCUCCAAAUAUACCUGAUGUUGCCAUAUGACUAUGGUAGGUCAUGACCAUUACAUGAAACAACUGGAGUAUUCUCUUUAGGUUCUUAGAAUUUAUAGAUGAACAGGAGGGAUAAUAUAAUCAAUUUUCUACAUUACCAUUCUUACACACGCAUUAUUAGGAAAUGCAAAUGUUAGACUUAAAAAGUUCCCUGAUUUUGAAUCAAUUUACAUAGUCCAAAUGGUUAUACUUUUCAUUGGUAAAUUAAUAUAUAGUAUUGGAAGUGUAACACAGCUAUUGCAUCUGAAUCAGAAUGGCUAAAACAGCUGACAGGCACUUAUGUAAUUUCUAAUCCACCAAGCAGAUAAAUAUAACUGCUUGAAUUAGACCAAAUUUCUUGAUUUUAUUAGGAAUGUUCGCAUAUAUUCUUUUUGCUUCUAUCUUCCUUCUGAAUACAAAUAAACAUACUUUUAUUGCUGGUUAAAGAUGAAUUUGUGUAAAAAGAGACCUGUCCUCAAAAUGUUUCCAGUGUGCAAAAAAUGCAUGGUUGCAAAAUUAGUCUUCUUGGGUUCCAGUGGUUUUUUGAAGUUUUGUAUUUUCAGAGACUUCCCAUACAAUUCUAGGAAAUAUACUAAAAACACAGUUUGGAUUUUCUUGCUACAAAGCACUGAUUUCUGAAGCAGGAUUAAUUAUGAUUUUCAGGCACAAAUCUGCUUAUAGUGCACUUAAAACAGUUAAUAUAAAAGGACUUCUAUUAAUUGGGAAUCUUCAUCUCCCAGAUUCAUAACACGGACUAUGAAAAGCAAUUGCCAAUGGUCUGAAUAAUGUUCAGCAAUGGACUAGCAUCCAGGAAACCUAUUUCAGAAGUUUUCUUCUGAAUAUCUUCCCAAAGAUCAGUUAGAUCCUGUACAUCAUUCCAUGAAGGCAGAGUAUAAUACAAUAUAGUACAAUGCACUAUGACACACCAAGCAUAAUUCUUGUCUAAUAUUGCAAAUGAUGUUGUGUAAGUGCCAAGAAU